Messenger RNA from Strongylus vulgaris, 879 nucleotides. Lineage: Eukaryota; Metazoa; Nematoda; Chromadorea; Rhabditida; Strongylidae. The record is from the annotation of a GenBank genome assembly.
AUGACGGACUAUAUGGCACAAAUGCUCAAUGAGCUUAUGGGGCCUCAACGAAACUCGCUACCUGGAGAGGGUGGUGCUAUUGAUUUUGACCAUCCAGAUGUCUGUCGCGACUUUUUGGUUGGUUUCUGCUUAGCCGAAGCAUUUCGCAACACUAAAAACGACUUGGGAUUUUGUCCCUAUCCCAUCCACGACGAAGCACUAAAGAAGCGCUACCAAGAAAGUCAUCGAUACGGACGCCUUGGCUAUGAAGAGAAAUACCUGGAAAGGUUAAAUCGUAUGCACAAUGAAGUGCGGAGGAAAAUUGAAAAAAAUGAAGCUCGACUUGUCCACACAAGAGCGGACACGCACGUCUCCAGUGAAGUAUAUGACAAGAAGAAAAAGGAUCUAAUAGAAAGAAGAGAGAUGAUUGGUAGGAAAAUUGAGGGGUUAAUGGAAGAGGCUGAGAUUGAAGGUCAGCAAGGAAAUGUUGCAGCAGCUCAAACAGCUGUUCAAAAGGCAGACGAGCUAACUAAAGAGCGAGAAGAUCUAAGAAAGCAGGAAGAAGAUUUAGAGCUCGAAAGACAGAGAGCAAUUACAAUGGAGGAGCAGCUUACGGCUGGGAACAAACAAAUGCAAGUUUGUCAGGUGUGUGGAUGUUUCAUGCUGACAAAUGACGCCCAAAGUCGAAUUGAUGACCACCUCAGUGGGAAACUUCAUAUUGCAUAUACAAGGAUCAAAGAGCAAAUCGACCUUAUGAACAAAGCAAAGGAAGAAAAGAAGCUUCAGAUGGAGAAGGAACGUGGGAGAGAUAAGGAUGAUAAGAGACGUGAUGAUCGUCGAGACGACCGUGACAAGGAGCGAGAAAGAGAUAGGGAUCGCAAGGAACGACAAGGAAGAAGA